AAAGUUCUUACAAAAUAUUUGCGAGCUUUACGCAAACAUAUAAUUAAAAAAAAGAAAAAAAAUUGUGUUUAAAAAUAGUGCAAUAACCUAAGAAAAAUCUUAGCAAAAUGCUUGAGGAAAAUAAUAAUCAAAGCCAUUUUCAUGAUAAUAAUAACAUCAACAGUCGAGCAACAAAUUUAAGGGAUGAAUAUCAUCACAUAUUCAAUGCCUCGAACAGCGGCAAUCGUUUAAGCGAUAAUAUUAAUAAAAAAUUUAAUAAUAAAAAAAUUCAAGUUUUUCAUCUAAGAAUUUCUAAAAGCAAAUUACUGAGAUAUUUUAAUGCAUUCUUGGAAUUUUGGAGAUUUAUAUUUUACUGCAUUGGUGUCAUCGUCCAAAGAUUUUAUUAUUUAGCCUUUGGUUGGCCCGAAAAAUCAUUAUCGACAGACAUAGCGUUGAUAACUGGUGGUGGCAAUGGUUUGGGACGCCUCUUGGCAUUGCGCUUAUGUAAAAUGGGUGCUAAGAUAGUGAUAUGGGAUAUAAAUAAAGCAGGUAUUAAUAAAACUGUACAAAUGUUAGAAGAACUGGGCGGCUAUUGUAAAGGUUAUGUCGUCGAUAUCUCUAAACGAGAAGAGGUAUAUAAAGCGGCUGAAGAUGUUAAAAGGGAUGUUGGCGAUAUUAAUUUAUUGAUAAAUAACGCUGGCGUAGUAUCCGGUUUUAAUUUACUUGAUACACCCGAUCAUCUAAUUGAACGUUCUUUCAAUGUGAACGUAGUGGCACACUUUUGGACAACCAAAGCUUUUCUACCCAAAAUGAUUGAGAAUGAAAACGGCCACAUCGUAACGAUCGCUUCGAUGGCUGGUCAUGUUGGCAUUAAUAAAUUGGUGGAUUAUUCAGCCAGUAAAUUUGCAGCGGUGGGUUUUGAUGAGGCUUUACGUUUAGAACUCGAAGUCCUUGGGCAUAAUAAUAUUAAAACAACAUGCAUAUGUCCGUUCUUUAUACAGCAAACUGGUAUGUUUGAUAACGUCUGGGCACGCUGGGUCUCCACUUUGAAUCCGAACGAAGUAGCUGAUCGUAUUAUAAUAGCGAUAAAAAGGAAUGAAAAGCUUGCUAUUAUUCCCAGUUUCCUAAGAGGUUUACUAAUACUCAAAUGGGCAACGCCGCUUGCUUGCGCUAGUGCUUUCCUGAAAUGUAUAGUACCCGAUGCUGCGCCUCAAAGUAGGCCCCAGAAAUCGAUAUUAAAUAUGGCGACUAAUGCUGCAAUCACUUCAAGAGUGAACGUCAUGUCUACAUUUAAGGACAAUCUAUCACCUUUAACGAAUGCGAGCUCUUUGCUAAUACAAAGAUCAUCAUCGCUGGGCGAACGUGUUUUAUAAAAGAUAAAGAUUCUAAUUUUUACUUUUAUACGCUAUAUACGUCCGUACCUUAUACAUAUUAUAUAAUAUAUAUAUAUAUGUGUAUACAC
This is a messenger RNA of Glossina fuscipes, 1441 nucleotides long. Its product is annotated as estradiol 17-beta-dehydrogenase 11. The coding region runs from base 108 to 1352 and encodes 414 amino acids. The record is from RefSeq and is a predicted model, not a curated record. Gene Ontology annotation, cellular component: lipid droplet. Gene Ontology annotation, molecular function: oxidoreductase activity, acting on the CH-OH group of donors, NAD or NADP as acceptor. The transcript is spliced from 8 exons. NCBI's taxonomy places the organism in Eukaryota, Metazoa, Arthropoda, Insecta, Diptera, Glossinidae.